AUUCUGCACCAGUAUUGUGGCUCAAGACUCCAGAGGCCACAUUUACCAUGGCCGGAAUCUGGAUUAUCCUUUUGCAAAUAUUUUACGCAAGUUGACUGUGGAUGUGCAAUUCUUAAAGAAUGGGCAGGUUGCAUUCACUGGAACCACGUUUGUGGGCUAUGUCGGAUUAUGGACGGGUCAGAAUCCACACAAGUUUACAGUUUCUGCCGAUGAACGAGAUAAAGGAUGGUGGUGGGAGAAUGUCAUCGCUGCCGUAUUCCAGAGAUACUCUCUGAUCAGCUGGCUUAUCCGCACGACCCUGAGUGAGGCGGAAAACUUCGAAGCAGCUGUGUCCACAUUGGCCAAGACUCCUCUCAUCGCUGAUAUUUAUUAUAUCGUUGGUGGCACGUCCCCCAGGGAGGGAGUGGUUAUCACAAGGAACAGAGGUGGCCCCGCAGACAUCUGGCCUCUAGAUCCUUUGAAUGGAGCGUGGUUCCGAGUUGAGACAAAUUAUGACCACUGGAAGCCAGCACCCAGGGGAGAUGACCGAAGAACUCCUGCCAUCAAAGCCCUUAAUGCCACGGGGCAGGCCAACCUCAGCCUGGAGACCCUUUUCCAGGUUUUGUCAGUGGUUCCGGUUUAUAACAAUUUCACGAUUUAUACUACGGUAAUGAGCGCUGCCGACCCAGACAAGUACAUGACGAGGAUCAGAAACCCGAGUUGAAAAUGCUUGCGGACAGCAACGGCUUCCUUAAUUAAAUGGUAGAGAUCUUCAGGGAGAUCAGGAGCAAGUCCUUUGGACUUAAGGAUUCUCAAGAUUUUAUUGCCUGUCACAAAACGUACUUGUGCAACACCAUGUGAGUCCCUCAGGAUCACACCAACCUGUGACG
Messenger RNA from Tupaia belangeri chinensis (Chinese tree shrew), 869 nucleotides. It is a transcript of the gene NAAA, whose product is annotated as N-acylethanolamine acid amidase. NCBI's taxonomy places the organism in Eukaryota, Metazoa, Chordata, Mammalia, Scandentia, Tupaiidae. Gene Ontology annotation, molecular function: hydrolase activity, acting on carbon-nitrogen (but not peptide) bonds. The record is from RefSeq and is a predicted model, not a curated record.